AUGAAAGCCAAAGCAGGCAACCAAAACAGGUUUCUUCGCAUCAUUAGUAUUCCAAUACGUGCAUUGGGAAAAGCACGGGAUUUUUAUGUGAAGAGCAUGACAGAUUAUGCUGACAGGGUAAGUUAUGGCAACGUUAUGGCGGGUCCGGGAACCGGGCAGGCGCCGACCCUGCCGAAGAGUUUCAGUGUCCACACAACGAGAUCUUACGAGAAUGGUGAUAUUAAUGAGCUCAUCAGAGCUUCUUCUGCAAGGAGCAGUGGGAGUACGGUUGAUCUCGAUUUGUAUCUGCAAAAACAGAUGCAAAUGAAACCACCAUCUUCCGGGAGCAUGGUAUCGAGGGCUAUGCCGAGAAGUAGAACUGUUGUUAUGGGUAGAAUUGAUGAAGACAGGCCAUGUAAUUAUUCUGGUGAAAAUAAUGUUAAUAAGAAGAUGCAAAUGAAACCAUCAUCUUCCGGGAGCAUGGUAUCGAGGGCAAUGCCGAGAAGUAGAACUGUUGUUAUGGGUAGAAUUGAUGAAGACAGGCCAUGUAAUUAUUCUGGUGAAAAUAAUGUUAAUAAGAAGGUUGAGUUGAUGUAUCCCAGGAGCAGAAGUCAUGCUGUCCCAAGACAAACUGUUUAUUAG
This is a messenger RNA of Fraxinus pennsylvanica, 621 nucleotides long. Lineage: Eukaryota; Viridiplantae; Streptophyta; Magnoliopsida; Lamiales; Oleaceae. The record is from the annotation of a GenBank genome assembly.